Molecule: messenger RNA, 1315 nt
Organism: Ipomoea triloba (trilobed morning glory)
Lineage: Eukaryota; Viridiplantae; Streptophyta; Magnoliopsida; Solanales; Convolvulaceae
Product: GDSL esterase/lipase At5g45910-like
Exons: 5
Coding region: 62-1186 (374 amino acids)
Molecular function (GO): hydrolase activity, acting on ester bonds
Source: RefSeq, a predicted model, not a curated record
AAUCCAGACAGACACACACCAUUUUUAAAGGGAAUUGAAGCUUUCGUUGUUUCACGCAGUGAUGAUGAAUAUCGUUUUGUUGUUCUUAGCUUUUGUUUGUUUUCUUCGUGCUGCGGCGGCGGCUUCAAACAACCCUUUGCCUUAUAAUGCAAUCUUCAGCUUCGGCGACUCGCUCGCCGAUACCGGAAACUUCAUCCGCUCCGGCGCCCUCGCCUUCCCCGUCAUCGGGAAACUCCCCUACGGCGAAACCUUCUUCAAGCAAGCCACUGGCCGCUGCUCUAAUGGACGCCUAAUUGUUGACUUUAUCGCUGAGGCAUAUGGACUGCCAUUACUGCCGCCCUACUUGGCACAAAAAGAAGGAGCAAAAUUUGAGCAUGGAGUAAACUUCGCCGUCGCCGGAGCCACCGCAGUGGACGCCAAAUUAUUUUAUGACCAAGGUCUUGGAAGCAUUUUAUGGACCAAUACUUCAUUGAGCGUUCAACUAGGGUGGUUUCAGAAUCUCAAGUCUACCAUAUGUAAAACUCAAAAAGAUUGUGCAAAUUAUUUCAAGAAAUCAUUGUUUCUGGUGGGUGAGAUCGGAGGAAAUGACUACAACUACCCUUUCUUUGUCGGUGCAACCCUAGAACAGCUUAAAGCAGCAGUGCCGUUAGUAGUUGGAGCCAUUAUUGAAGCAACAAGAGGUUUAAUAAAGGAAGGAGCCGUGGAGUUGGUUGUGCCUGGGAAUUUUCCGAUUGGGUGUUCCGCGGUGUACCUAACUCUGUUUGGAACUCCAAACAAAACAGCGUACGACCAAAAUGGUUGUUUGAAAGUGUACAAUGAUUUCUCCAAGUAUCACAAUUCUCAGCUCCAGCUUGCAUUGGGGAAGCUAAGGAAAGAGUAUCCUCAUGCUAACAUAAUCUACGCCGACUAUUAUGGUGCCGCCAAGAGAUUUAUUCAUUCUCGCAAACAUUAUGGGUUUUACGAUGGGGUUUUAACCGCCUGCUGCGGCGGCGGAGGGCCGUACAACUUCAACAACUCGGCGAGGUGUGGACACGUGGGAUCAAAAGCUUGUGCAAACCCGUCGGCGUUUGCGAACUGGGAUGGGAUUCACUUGACGGAAGCUGCUUAUAGGAUUAUUGCCAAGGGCUUGAUCGCCGGCCCCUUCGCUUCUCCGCCUCUCACUUUCUCCCCCAUUAAUGCUUUUUAGUUUCAAUUCUUUUUCAUUCCCAGGGCACCAUCAAUAACCACAUCAUAUCAUGUUUAGCUUGCUGUAGUCCAUAAUUAAUUUUACGUUGUUUCUUCUUCAACUCUUCUUUUAAUCCAAAUUAUAUGCUCA